CGCGGGAUGGACCAGAGCCCUGACGCGGCGCCAGACGAACCGUUACGGUCUAGGGGGGGAGGGGAGGGGGUGGUGGUGCACAGCCUCGAAGAAAUGGGAGAGAGGCCCAAGAUGCUCACGCCCUUCCUUUCCUUGGCCUUCAGACCACAGACCACAGACCUUGAUACUCUGAGGAGGUAUGUAUGCAAGCACGGGUCAUCGCCAUCCACGGCUGUGCGACUGUCUCUCGCUGCUCCUUUUGACCCGUGGGGGGCCUCCUCGGUUGGCACCCCUGAUCGGCACAACCCUGAGCUUUUGGGAUGAUGGGAACAUUUGUUCAAUCGCAACACGCAGAUGGAGAAGAGGGAUCGUCCGUUGGCGGCGGUCAUGCCCAUAUAGGAAACCAUAUCCUAUCUUGAUCGUUCCGGCGAUCUAUCAAGCGCCCCCCUCCCCCCCCCCCCCCCCAGAGGUAGUAGAUGUCAUGCAGCAAAGGGCAGCAGUAGCAUCAACAACAACAACAACAACCACAGGCACGAAGAGAAGACCAGAUCACAAUAGACUCGGAUCAAGUGUGCUGUGUCCCACCUCCAUCCCACACCUAAGCUCGCUUGAGGCCAAGGCUCUCGGUAAAAACCCCAGGCUCGGUUCUGAUUGGAGACCAAAAGGGGCCGUGUAGGAUACCUCGACAACAGAGAGAUGCUCGCCUC
Messenger RNA from Colletotrichum navitas, 686 nucleotides. RefSeq lists its product as uncharacterized. The coding region runs from base 179 to 655 and encodes 158 amino acids. The record is from RefSeq and is a predicted model, not a curated record. The transcript has a single exon. NCBI's taxonomy places the organism in Eukaryota, Fungi, Ascomycota, Sordariomycetes, Glomerellales, Glomerellaceae.